AUGGACACAUGCGCCUGCGCUUUGGAGCUGCUGGGGAUGCUGUUGUAUGUCGGAGCGUGGCUGUGCGCUUUAGCCACCACUAUCUUACCACAGUGGCUGACCAUGUCCACUGCGCUGCUGCCAAUAGAGAGUUACGAGCUGGGCCUGUGGGAGACAUGCGUGGUGCAGGAUGUCGGGGGUAUGGAGUGCAGAUCGUAUGACAGCCUGCUGGGCCUUUCCAGUGACCUCAAGCUGGCUCGCAUCCUCAUGUGUGCCUCCCUCGCAGUGGGCUUGCUGGGAAUCCUGGUGACUAUACCUGGACUUCACCUGAUCAACAGCUGUAGAGGGAACAGAGGCAAUCGAACCAAGAGGUCUUUAACCACCAUGGGAGGGGUGCUGGGAAUGGUCUCUGGAGUGCUGUGUCUGAUCCCCGUUUCCUACAUGGCCCAUUUAGCCGUGAUACAUUUCUUUGACGAUAAAGUACCUGAGGUGGUGCCACGAUGGGAGUUUGGAGAUGCCUUGUUCUGCGGCUGGGCAGGAGGAUUUCUGCUUAUAGUGGCCGGGUUGAUCUUGGUCACUUCUUGCUUAUGUUCACAAGAGGAGCCUCAGCCUGCGAUGCAGCGGAGGUACCAGGUGAUGAGUACUGAUGCUUCCCUCAAGAAGCGGUUGGAGUAUGUUUAA
Messenger RNA from Scomber japonicus (chub mackerel), 660 nucleotides. Its product is annotated as putative claudin-24. The record is from RefSeq and is a predicted model, not a curated record. Gene Ontology annotation, molecular function: structural molecule activity. Gene Ontology annotation, biological process: bicellular tight junction assembly; cell adhesion. Gene Ontology annotation, cellular component: plasma membrane; bicellular tight junction. The transcript has a single exon. Lineage: Eukaryota; Metazoa; Chordata; Actinopteri; Scombriformes; Scombridae. Bases 1 to 660 code for a protein of 219 amino acids.